AAGCGUCAAAAUGGCGGACACCUUGCUCGUUCGGGCACUGAAAGGAAAACCAAAGACUCUGAACCUCUGUAACAAAAAAUUACACAAAGUACCAAGAGCUAUAGGGAAAUUGGAUUGUGUUUUACAUCUUCAGCUGCGAGGAAACAAACUGAAAGAUCUGCCAAAUGAAUUAAGUCACCUCUUUCAGUUGCAGAUUUUGAAUUUAGGCAACAAUGAAUUAGAAGAUUUACCAGAUGUGAUUGAAUACCUGACCAUGCUGGAGAAACUCCAUUUAUUCAACAACAACAUACAGAACUUGUCGCCUAAAGUAUUAACAAAUCUAAGGAAUCUUACAUUUUUGAAUUUGAACUCAAAUCAGUUGAAAACAUUUCCUCCAGAAAUAUGCAGACUUUCAAGUCUGCAGCAUCUGAGUGUGGAUUAUAACAAGUUGACGGAACUUCCAGUGGAGAUAUGUGCCUUGCUCCGUUUAGAAGAGUUCAGAGCGGCUGGAAAUCAGCUGACCAGUCUUCCACUGGAAUUUGGAUUCCUGGUGAAUUUGGAAAAACUUUAUCUACAGAAAAAUAAAAUCAGGGAGCUACCAGAGAGUCUUGGAAAAUGCUACAAAUUAAGAGUAAUUGACAUUGCUGCUAACGAGUUGAGGAUUUUCCCUACCGAGUUGGGUGAUCUGCCGCUGAAGGAGAUGUACUGUGAGGAGAAUCCGUUAUUACAACACAUCCCUGUGCACUCUGUUCAGGAAGAGGAAGUCCUCUCACUCAAGGAAAUAACAGCAAGAUAUGUGAUGAAAGAGUUAAAAGACAGGUGGUCGUACCUGCGACGUGCCAUCCGUCACUACCCCCAGAUAAAGGACAUGCUAGCCCAGGCCAGCAAGUGUUCUGUUUGUGGCGAGUCUUUCCUUAACACCUGGUUGGAAUGUGUACGCUUUGUGGAUGCCAAGAGUGACCUUCACUUGACCAACAUCACAGGACUUGUGCCCGUCAGAGCUCUACUGUGUUCGUACAAAUGUUUCAAUUCCGCUGGCCAUCAAUAUUACGGAGUUGCCUUCCCUUAACAGGCUGCUGAUAAGAAUGUUGACAGUCAUGUUGACAUGAUGACAGAUGACGUUAUAUCAUCAGGACAGAUUAUAACAAGUCAACUGUUUCACUGUUUUUAUGUUGAGAGCUAGCUGCAUGGGUUAAAUUUUGAUGAUCUUUGACCUUAACAGUUCAUGACCUCUGGCAAGGUCAAAGACAUGUUACAACACAGUGUUAUCAGUUGAACUCAAACUGUAAACCGUGAUCUCCGACACAUUAAAAGUAUAAGGUUGAUGCUUUGCCUUUGACCUUGCAAUUAACUGGUACAAGCACUAGUUGAUAAAUGCAGAUCAACCUUUGAACUGUUGACCUUUAUGCAUGUAUAUAACCUCUAGAUUUGACCUUAAUGUCAAACCAAGUUACAAGCAAAAUAUUUGACUAAAUAUAUGAUGAUAAAAUCGUAAUAUAUGUUGACAGCUCAACAUGAAAAAGUCAAUAUUAUGAGGGAAAAUGAAAGAUUUUUUUUUAUAUUAUUACAGUUAGAAUGUGUGGAAAAUGUAACUAAUGACUAUACCAGAUUCAAUAUAGCUGUUAGUAAUUAUUAAAUAUUGCAUUGUUCAUAUUUUUAUGACAUUUUAAAGCAAUCUGUGAUAUUUAUGAUAAAAUAA
Molecule: messenger RNA, 1678 nt
Organism: Mizuhopecten yessoensis (Yesso scallop)
Lineage: Eukaryota; Metazoa; Mollusca; Bivalvia; Pectinida; Pectinidae
Product: leucine-rich repeat-containing protein 69-like
Exons: 9
Coding region: 11-1048 (345 amino acids)
Molecular function (GO): protein binding
Source: RefSeq, a predicted model, not a curated record